Molecule: messenger RNA, 1191 nt
Organism: Dovyalis caffra
Lineage: Eukaryota; Viridiplantae; Streptophyta; Magnoliopsida; Malpighiales; Salicaceae
Source: the annotation of a GenBank genome assembly
AUGGUGAUGGCAAGUCUUUGCCGACCACCGCACAUAGUCUAUUAUCUUCUGCUGCGAGAAAGCAAUGAUGUUACAAAUGUAGAUGCAGAUAUCAAAUUGAAGGGAAACAACUUUCAGAAUGAACUUACGAGUGGAAAAGGAAGCACAACCAUGAAAAACACAAGCAAGAACAACAUAGAUAGUCCUAGUUCAAUUGACAAUUUUGGUUUUCUAAAAGACAACAAAAGAGGAAUUGGAGGUUGUUUUGAUAGUUGGGCAGAUGGAUUAGAACUUAAAGCUCGUAUCAACAAGCUUAGGAAAGAAAUUGAUGACCUAAAGGCGGCUAAAUUUGCUCGGAAGAAGCUAAAAAACAAUCUCAUGGUAAUGGUGAAAAUUUCUGCUUGCUUAGCCAUUAUAAGUGGAUACUGGAUAUGGGAUAAGCUAACAAACUGCAAACCAUCGCAUAGGCUUGUAAGAAUUAUUCAUGGAGAAGGCCAGAAGGGUCUUGCAAGGCUAUUCCUCGUAUCAGUAGAAUCACACGUCAAGAAAAUCGAUUCAAGAUACUCAACAAUGGCUGAACCAUCUAAUACCACCUUUGAAGAAAGAGAAGAAUUCAUGGUUUCACUUAACGGUGAUAGUAAGCCAACUUUAAGAACAGCCCAUUUCUUGAAACCCACUACAACCUCCAUGGAUGAAACUGAGCUUCCUUUAGUCUAUUCUAUCUCUCCACUGCCAUCAUGUAAGAACUGGUCAUUGAAGGUUAGGUUCACUGCUUGGAGACACCGGUUGAAUGAUUGGAAUGCUCGGGUAACGCGGAAACUGAUGGAUGCUAGAUUGGAAAUAAGCUGGAGUAGAGUUAUCAAGGUCUGUCAGUGGGCAUGGAUGAAGAAGUUCAUUAAUAGUGGGAGUGAAAUCGAACAGGAGGCAUUUCUUGCACUGUGGUUAUCAAGAUGUGCGUUCCAAAAUCCGUCUCAGGUAAUAAAGAAAGAGGUCCUCACUAUAGCAACCCGUCGAGCUAGAGGGAACUCAAUAGCUCUUGCACCUGCAGUUCGCGCGAGUAUUUACAGGGAUUUGAAUGAGCUGAAAAGGGCCAUUGUUGCGGAUAAUAAUGAAUCUAUACUGGAACUUUUCUCGCCAUUGCAGUUAGUGCAACUUUGGGCAUGGGAGAGAUUUCCAGUCUUGCUGCCAAAGCCAAGCAUGCUGACAUGGUGA